Messenger RNA from Bombus impatiens (common eastern bumble bee), 1599 nucleotides. Its product is annotated as protein enabled homolog. Gene Ontology annotation, cellular component: transcription regulator complex. Gene Ontology annotation, molecular function: transcription coregulator activity. The record is from RefSeq and is a predicted model, not a curated record. The coding region runs from base 145 to 1254 and encodes 369 amino acids. The transcript is spliced from 8 exons. Lineage: Eukaryota; Metazoa; Arthropoda; Insecta; Hymenoptera; Apidae. Gene Ontology annotation, biological process: regulation of transcription by RNA polymerase II.
CAAUAUAUAGUCUGUGACCAAACUGUCUAUAUAACGUAUCCAUAACGUUAUCCAUAACGUAUACAAAAAAUAUGUCUUGACAGGUUUAUUAUUACAUAGUAACGAAUUUGCAUUAUUUUAAAAUCGAAAAAAAAUUAAUUAACCAUGCCGGCAGUAAUCGUCGGUCCUCCUCAACGUAGUGAACAAAUGUGGCGAGCAUUAAAAGCUCAUAUUACAAGAGAAAGACAACGGAAGAAACAAGAACAGGAAGCAGAUGCAGAAGAAGAACGGUUAAGGAAAGAAAGAGAACGGCAACAAAAACAAGAUGUAAUGACUUUAGGUGAAACUAGAGAACAAAUAUCAAAUCUAGAAAAUGAGCUUUCGCAAUUAAAAGAUGAAAAACAUCAAUUAUUCUUGCAACUGAAGAAAGUUUUAAAUGAAGAUGAUAAUAGGAGACGGCAAUUAAUCAAAGAAACAAGUGUAUGUUCUGAAGUUUUAACAGCAGUAGGGGGAUACCCUGGAGCAGGCCCUAGAGUAGUUCAUCCACAAUUGUUUCUUCCUUUACCAAGAAGCAAUAGUCCACUUUACAAAGUAGCUGUAGGUGCACCAACACAUACUUUAUUACCAACUGGGCCAUUAAAGAGGACACAUAGUCCAUCACCACCUCCAACAGCCUCCCCAUAUCAUGCUGGUUAUGGAUACAAACCAACGCCUUCGCUUCCAAACUAUAAUCCUCCACCUUCCAAUGUUUGUACCUGUAUAGAAUCUGAGGAAGCAGCUAGGAGAUCUGGCGAUUCCCGAGCUGUUCUCUGGAACAAAAAUAAUCAGUACUCCGCCUCCAAUUUUUAUUCAGCCCCUACUGGUCAAAGUGUUUAUAGUUAUUCUGCAUCAACAUCGCAACCGUCCCGCGAACCUGAACCGACUAAAUCAGUAUAUCUCUCAGGCAAUAGAGCAACGUUGUCGACACAUCAAUCUGCAUAUGUUACAAGUUUGCAUUCAUUGGACCAUAAAGGUGCCUAUGCAGAAGAUAAAUUUUAUUUAAGGCCAAGUAGUCAUGUUACUGUUCAUGGUGGGGCUAUUCCAAUUCAGCAACCUCCACAGGGUGCUAAAACUGGAGGAAUUACAUCAGGAUAUCCAGUAAGACCACCGCAACCACCGCCAGCUCCAUAUCCACCACCACCACCAGGUACAUAUGUUAGCGCUUCUGGUGCUAAUGUUCCUGGACGAUUGUUAUAUACCCAACCUGGAGCUCGUUAUAUCCAGAGAGAAGUUUAGAGUAUGACUGAUCGCAGAUACUUUUGAGGCAACUCGAGGUAAAUGAUUGUAUUAUUUAUAUGUUUCACAAUCAUCACCAUACAAUAUUAUUGAAAAAUGUUUGAAAAUAGGUGUAUUUAUCAAUUUCAUAAAAAUAUUGUAAAAAGAAGUAUUUUAUAUGUUGUUACCUAAAUGCUAUAGUACGUGUGAAAUGUAUAGUUACAAGAUCUAUAGAUAUAUUGUAGUAGGUGCAACAUUUUUAUUUGUAUAUAUACUUUAUUUUAUAUUAUAAAUGAUUUUGCAGAUUACAGUAAAAAAUAUUCAGUUACACAGCAAAUGAAUAUUAGUCAUAAUUUUGUAAAAUUA